Anopheles gambiae (African malaria mosquito) is the source of this 1845-nucleotide messenger RNA. RefSeq lists its product as uncharacterized. Gene Ontology annotation, biological process: sensory perception of taste. The record is from RefSeq and is a predicted model, not a curated record. Lineage: Eukaryota; Metazoa; Arthropoda; Insecta; Diptera; Culicidae. Bases 593 to 1792 code for a protein of 399 amino acids. Gene Ontology annotation, cellular component: dendrite; neuronal cell body; axon. The transcript has 4 exons.
UUGUUUGUAAUUUUGAGACGUAUGAAACUUAAACAUACUCACACUUCAUACUACAUCAAAACUACACCUCUUUUGGUAGAAAAGUCAUAAUAAACACUCACAUCGCAUGUAAUUGGCAUAACAACCAAGCUCAUGGAAACCAGGGGAACAAUCCAAAUUAACCAAAAGCAUGUUCAUCAACGCAAACGAAUUCGUUCUGUUCGGCUAAUACAUGUAUUAAUCAUGCCGCUUUAGUCAGCUCCUGCUCUAGUCCACCGUUUAUCUAUACACCCGGCUCGCCGAACCGAGCCCAGCAAUGAUUAAUGCACACGGAGUACAUCAUUAAUAAUUUUCUCCAGGUGAUACGUGCGUAUAAGCCGAUGGCAAUGCCCGCCGCUCAAUCAUCCCCGCUACAUUAUGUUUUAUUCAAUCGGAAAGUGAAUGAUAAAAAUGGCUCAUCAAAACGUUAUCAGUGGCGGGUGGAUCCCAUUAAUUGAGCCACAGUACACCGGCCGCUGUCGGACCUUAAGUGUCAUCACUUCGUUGCGCAGUGCUCACAAAGCCAACACAAACAAACAAGCGCGCGCGCGCUCCAAACAAACCAGCAAGCCAAAUGCUGUUACUGUUUUCCCUCUACUUCAAUCUGCUGCUCAGCUACGCCGCCGGUCUGGUGCCGUUCCGGUACAACUUUCGCAAAAGACGCUUCGACACAUGCAAACCGUUCGUGCCGGUUGCAACCGUACUGCUGCUGCUGUUCGCCGCGGUACAGUACAGGCUCGGCCGGUUGCCGGAACGCAUGAAGAUUCCCAAGGUGGGCAUGCAGGACAUCAUACACGCGGUGGAAAACUUGGUCCUCAAUGGGAACUGUGUGCUGAUCGCGGUGCAACAAUUGCUCUUUCUCGAAACCUACCGGCAGCUUCUUACCGACCUGCUGGCGGGUGUGCGUGCCCUGGCGCGCCGCACCACGGUCGCACUGGGCGAGCAGGUGCAACUGCUCGUCCAGCUCGUGCUGCUGCCGUGCGCCACCUACACGCUCCACGUGUCCGUCUACAUAACGCUGAUUGAAUGGGCGGAAAUCAGCAUCGUCCAGGCGGUGCUGUUCAUGGUCAGCCUCAUACCCAACAUAGCACACGUGAACAACUUUUACGCCCUGCUGUUUGUGCAGCGAUUGACGCUCGGGGAAAUCAACGACAUGCUCGCCGACCUGUGGACCAUCUGCAUACGGCCCGGUGCGAACGAAUUGCUUCCGCCGUCCCGCCGGCUGCAACUACACCUGCAGCAGUACCAACAGUGUGCCGGCAGUGUGCAGAAGAUACUGCCCUACUACUCCCUGUCGGUGGCGCUGUACUUGUUAAUUUUGUUCCAAGAGCUCAUGUCGAAGUUCUUCUAUCAAUUUACCCACUUUUACACACUCUCGCUUGGGAAUCCAAGCCCGCACAUACUCGAAGCAAUGGGUACGAUGAUGAUUCUGGUGUACGGUAUGUAUACGGCACAGCUGAUUGCCGAGUGUUAUGCAAUUUCGGAAAAGAGUCAAAAGAUCAAAUCGACCGUUCAUCGCCUAUCGCUGAUUCCCGGGCAGGAUCGAUACUUCCACGCGACUAUCAACACUUUCCUGCUGUCGCUUAACCACUCGAUGCUGAAAAUAAACAUUGCCGGCAUGUUUACGAUGGACUUUGAGCUGCUCACGGGGAUGUUGGCAGCCAUCUCUAACUUUGUAGUGUUGCUGAUGCAGUUUCACAUCGACUACAGCAAGAGCAAGAUAUCAUAUUGGCAUGGGAAUAACUCAUCGAAACCGCUCACUGUUAGGAGUUGAAAAAUGCAACCGGAAUUGUUGCUACUGCCUUAAGAAACAUGUUACAAUAAAAU